Messenger RNA from Syngnathus typhle (broad-nosed pipefish), 4255 nucleotides. RefSeq names its product zinc finger and BTB domain containing 38 (gene zbtb38). Gene Ontology annotation, molecular function: protein binding. Bases 1 to 3636 code for a protein of 1211 amino acids. The transcript has 3 exons. The record is from RefSeq and is a predicted model, not a curated record. Lineage: Eukaryota; Metazoa; Chordata; Actinopteri; Syngnathiformes; Syngnathidae.
AUGUUCUACCAGCAGAGGGCGCAACACGGCAAAGAAAAGUGCCAGCCCGUCAGAUGGCCUUCAGACUACAACACAUUUCAGACACAUCAGGAAAAAGUCAUACAUCACCUGAAACCUGCACAGGCAAGCAGCAAUACCAACCUGAUGGAUAGUUUUCACCCUCACACCGUGCUCAGCAAGCUUAAUGAGCAGCGCUCACAAGGCCUUUUCUGUGAUGUGACUAUUGUAGUGGAGGAUGUAAAGUUCCGUGCCCACAAGAACAUCCUGGCAGCUUGCAGUGGCUACUUCAAGAAUGCUCUGACAAAUGAGACGUGGAGUUCUAGCCGUGUGCUGGAACUGAUGGACCUUAAAUCCGAAGUUUUUGCCUGCGUCCUCAACUUUAUCUACUCAGCAAAGGUGACAUCGUCUAGUGUCGAGGACAAGAAGGCGCUAAUAGCGGCAGGGAAAAGACUCGGCAUUCCCUUUUUAGAGAAGCUCGCAGGGCAAGAGAAAAAGGAAAACCAAGCAGACUCCGUUAAAUCCACAGAUCGAAGCACAGCUAGUGUGCUUAAAAAAAACAGGGAUGAGGCCAGCAGACCUGAGGAGAUUGAUGGUUCUAGAGGACCAAGAAUCACCAAUGCCUUCUCAAUCACUGAAGUGUGUCCCGGGAACAAUCCAUUCACCCCACUGGAAGAAGGUCGGCAGUCACCAGAUGAGGGGCUCCCAGCAAGUUGCCCAAAAUCCUCCUACUUCAAUGGGAUUAAUGAGUCUCACACCUUCUUGGACCACUCAUAUGCUGUGAACCAAGUACCCGAAGAAAUAGGUCAGACAAAUCAAUGGGAUGGCAAGAAGGAGUUAGUAAUACUGCCAAAGCGAACUAAUUACCGGAAUUCAGGUCCACUCAAGAAGCGCCACAGGCUCAGAGGUGCUGUGUUUCGAAGUUUAUUUCCAACACAUACUGAACCCCACACGGAAAAAUAUGAUACGUUAAUGACCCCAAUAUUACCUGAGGGAGUGACGGCAGCACAGAAUGAACAAGAAAAGACCAGCAACGCAGUCAUUCCUUUUUCCACCAGCUAUGUCCAAGAGGCGUCGAGUCUUUCGACUCUUCCAGCGGAGGACAGCAUCUCAAUCUACGGAUGUAAACGUUGUCCAGAAGUAUUCACAAGUGAAUAUCUCUUAGCAACUCACUCCAAGGUACAUCAGAAAUAUUCCGAUAGUCCUUUGUUUUGCAAGUUUUGUGACAAAAAAUUUAUUCGUCCAAAACGGCUACGCAACCAUGAGCAAAACUGCCCGAGGGUUGUGAGUGCAAAGCCGGAACAAGAUUUCAGUGAGAUAGCUGUCACAGAGGGGGAUCUCGAUUCAGUUAGCGCAUUGAGCGAGGAGGCCAUCAGAACACAGUUUCCUCCGGUGACCGACCCCCUUCUUGAAGCUCAAUUAGAGGCCCCCAAAGAUGGACAUAAGAAAAGGUUAGGUGGCAGUCAGAGAAGAUACAACUGCAGUGUAUGUAAACGGGUGUAUAUAACACUUUCCAGUCUGAAGAGGCAUGAAAACGUACAUUCCUGGCAGAGGGCUUAUCCCUGUCACUACUGUAAUAAAGUGUUUGCAUUGGCCGAGUACCGUACCAAACAUGAGAUCUGGCAUACGGGCGAACGCCGCUAUCAGUGUAUUUUCUGCCUGGAAACGUUCAUGACCUAUUAUAUCUUAAAAAACCAUCAAAAGUCUUUCCACGGGAUUGAUCCCUCACUAGCCAUUAAGCGGAAAUCUGCCAAUGGUGGUCUGAAAGCCAGUGUCUACCCAAUUAAGCUGUACAGGCUUCUGCCUAUGAAGUUUAGGAAAAGACGAUAUAAGACAUACAGUCAGACGUAUUCGGAGGGUGACGACGCAGACUAUCAAGGACAACUUGACAAUAAUCCUCUCGGACCUCAGUUUGAAGGAAACAGCAUGAGCGGCUGCCCCGAUGGUGGUUCAUUGCCUUUGACUUUCAUGACAACCACAACGAUGGUAGCUCCUGUCAUGCCCCGCAUCAGCUUUGACAAGUCCUACACAAUGGACCAAAGUUUGCACCACAGUUAUCCCCAGGGAGGAAAAGACACUGAGAAUAGUUCACCUUUCAUUAACAUUGACUAUACAGUCCCUGAAUCAGAUGCGGAAAGUUGCCCGACGGAUAAUAAAGGUAGCUCUCUUGACGUCCUUAACUCGCAUCACAUCAGUCCAAAUGUAACAUUCCUAAACUCACUGAACACCGUGGAAAAGCUCAGCGAGUUAUCCGCUUCUGCAAAACGAGUCGAGAAAAUGACGAAGGAAAUGCUUCGCUCGAAUACCGAAAAAGUGAGUCAUGAGAAGACGGCGGGCUCCAAAACAGCUACCUACAUUGCCAAACCUGUGUGCCCGGGUCCAUCUGCAGAUGGUGAUGCCAUGCCUUUGUGCCAGAUUACUGUCAAAAUAGGCGAUGAAGCCAUCAUCCGCCGCAGAAUCAAAGGCUCCAACCUCUUCCCAAGAAGGAAAAAGAGAGAAAUGAAGAAACUGGGUGAGAUGGAGGGGCAAAGUCCACUCCAUUCAGAUGACAAGUUGGAAAGCUCCAGGCGCCGCUUCAGACCAGACAUCUCAAGUUUAUUAUCUGAGACUCACGAAGAUCCCAAUGACUGCGACAUGGCUGAUGAGCUUUGGCGUCCCUACUAUUCUUACAAAUCAAAAAAGAAGAGAAAGAAGCUAAAAUUCAAGCACAGGCGAGCUUUGUAUCACGAGUACAAAGAGCCCGUAAGAACUGACGCCGGUGCCAGCGAGGCCCGAUCGGACAGUUGGCAAACACCAGACAGUAUCUCAGGUGGGGGAGAUGUGAAACGGAGUCUUCAUAGGAGUUGCAGCCCAAGGACAACCUACAACUGUGACAUUUGCGACAGCUCUUUUAUCACCGAGACGGGUUUAAGAGCUCACGUUAUUGGUUCUCACCCCUAUUUCUGUCACACCUGCGGUAAACAAGGUCCCCCGGGCGAGACGCCUAGCGGCAAUGAUUACAUUUGCAACAGUUGUAUGGAAAAGGGCUCCUGCUUUGACAAUUCAACCCGAAGCCCCAACCCGGAGAAGAAGUUUCACUGUUCCUUCUGUCCACAGCGGUUUCUCUACCUUGCCACCAAGAGAAGCCAUGAGAAAAAGCACCAGGAGACAACUGGGGAGGGUUAUACCAUCCAACCAUCUUUGGAAUACUUGGAUAACAAAAAGGACUGCAUCAAAACAGAGGAGGAGGAUGACAAUCAAGAAAGUUCUGACACGCAAUAUGAGGAAGGAGUACAUUUCCCCUUGAAGAUACCUAAAACUGAGGAUACCUCUGAGUUAAUAACUCAACAUCAGGACAUUAUGUGCGUGCGCAUUAAAAGUCCGACAUCGCCACAGAGCGAGACAAUGUUCACUUUGACUCCGCCCUCAAAAAAGCAAAAAGUGAAACAGAAAACAAAAAAGCUAAUCAAUUCACCACAUUCUUUAGAUCUAGCUUUAACACCUCAAGCUAGGCACAAAGACGGUUUGGAAGCAAACAGUGUAAAUGAUCAAGAGAUGUCCUCCAAACUGUCAACAAAAGAUGCAUCGGACUUUAAAGAUAACCACAUUUCAGCACACAAGCCGGAGAAAAGGAUGUGUAAAGACGAACCGUUUUUCUAAAUCACUUUAACCUUGAAAACUUACAGAAAGUGAGAUUCAUUAAGUUCGAAUCACUUCUGUGAGUAACUGUACAGUACUAAAAUUGUAAUGUUUUUGCAGCAGAGCUUGACAAAAUGUUUCUAAAGAACACUGAAUAUUAAUGUCUAAUGUCUGCAGGAAUUUUAUCCUCGAGUGACUAUAAUGUAAUUUAUAUAGGUUGUGAAGACCUGACACAUUUUUGUUUAAUUGUUUAUGCAUCACUUGCAAAGAAAUCAUGUGACCUGGCUGGAAGAUUUAAAAAUAAAAAGAGCCGUUUACAAGAAGCCAGUUGGAAUAGUGUUAUUAAGAAAUGUUUGCUUUUCCCGAGGAUGAAUUGGAUACAGUAGGACAUUGAGGGCUAUGCUUUAACUAUGUCAGAAAAGCAACAAGCUUUGUAUGAUUUCUUGGACUCCCAUGCCGUUAUAAUUGAACAUAGAGGGUUGCACUUUAUACUUAAACUUGUGUUUCAAUAAUUCAAUUGCAAACUGAUGGAAUGUGUCAUUCUUUUCCUUUUCUGACACAGCACUUGUAAGUUGAAACGUUUGAUAUAUUCCGUGUAUAAACUGUAUGAAAUUUAAAUAAAAUAUUCAUGGAUCAAGCA